Molecule: messenger RNA, 1634 nt
Organism: Oncorhynchus masou masou (cherry salmon)
Lineage: Eukaryota; Metazoa; Chordata; Actinopteri; Salmoniformes; Salmonidae
Gene: sult2st3
Product: sulfotransferase family 2, cytosolic sulfotransferase 3
Exons: 6
Coding region: 110-976 (288 amino acids)
Biological process (GO): sulfation
Cellular component (GO): cytoplasm
Molecular function (GO): sulfotransferase activity
Source: RefSeq, a predicted model, not a curated record
AAAUUGCACAAAAGGAAUGCACUUCCCUCCCACUUUACUGACACGCAGACAUUGUUUUUUUACCGAAAAUUAGCAUACUUUACUUUAACUCUGUAAAUUGUGUUUAAGUAUGGCGAAUGAUGGAAAUUAUAUCGUUUAUCACGGUCUUUUGUGCCCGAAAGAAACUCACUCUUUUGAAAGUUUUAAAUACGCGGAGGAAAUUAAAGUUGAAGAUGAAGAUAUUUUCUCAGUGACUUACCCCAAGUCUGGCACCACAUGGAUGCAAGAGAUUGUACCUUUAGUCCUAAAUGGAGGAGACCUUACUCCAGUGCAAACUAUUCCCAACUGGGACCGGGUUCCCUGGCUGGAGGAGACACGAGCAGCCCUAGUUCUGGACCGUCUGCCCUCACCACGGGCAAUGGUCUCUCAUAUGCCCUACCAUCUCAUGCCCCCCUCCUUCUUCACCUCCAAAGCCAAGAUCAUCUAUGUUACCCGGAACCCAAAAGAUGUUAUGGUGUCAUCAUUUCACUUCCACAAGAUGGCCAGUUUCCUGGAUGACCCUGGGACUUUUGAUGAGUUUCUAAAUAAGUUUCUCUCUGGGCAAGUGUUGUUUGGGAAGUGGACAGACCAUGUGAAAAGCUGGCGAAAUUCAGAUCUGGGAGACAGAAUCCUAUACAUUACCUAUGAAGAAAUGGUCAAGGACCUGCGGGGAGUGCUGGAACGCCUCUCACGGUUCCUUGGUCGGGACCUAAGUGAAGAAACUCUGGAUCGUGUAGCCAACCACUGCUGUUUCAGCAACAUGAAGUUAAAUGCAAUGUCAAACUACUCCCUGGUGCCACAGGAGAUCAUGGAUAGCAGCAAGUCCACCUUCCUUCGAAAAGGAGUUGCUGGAGACUGGAAAAAUCAUUUCAGUCCUGAGCAGGAUUUCAAAUUCACAGCUGUCCUAAAAGAGGAAAUGAACGGAACAAACAUAAAAUUCCCAUGGGAUGAGGAGUGAACAGGUGUGAAUGUACCGCCAACGUUUUCUUGACAUUGCAGGCAGUUAGACAGUGGAGAAUUUAAAACAAAUGGACUUUCGAAACGCAUCUCUGCAUCCACAGCAUAAGUGUAAUGUCACUUAUGCAUUUAUUCCUCAUUAUUAUUUUUCAAUGAUUUCUUUUUCUCGCUCUGCAUUGUUGAGAAGUAAGCAUUUCGGUAUUAGUCUACACCUGUUGUUUAUGAAGCACGUGACAAAUAACAUUAGAUUUGAAAUGGUCCAAAAGUCCUGCCACAGGAAUUAGUUGUGGUUAACUGGAUAUUUUGUAACUUUAUUAGUAUUUUGAUUGAACUCAGUGCUUGUUGGUUAAGUCAAAGACCGGCUUUCAAAUCAGUUUAUUGGUCACGUAUACAGUUCUGCAGAUAUUAUCGCAGGUGCAGCGAAAUGCUUAUGUUUCUAGCUCCAAUGGUGCAGUAAUAUCUAGCAAUACAAUAAUAAUACAAGAACUUUCUGAACUAUUCUUGUGUAGUACUUAUUUCACAUUUCUUUUAAUUUUUAUAUAAACAACUGGUAGUUGAAUAUAUUUAAAUUAGCCAUAAUCUGGUAAUAACAGACUUAUCAUAAAUAGUAAAAUACUGUAAGUUAUAUUACACAUUGUAUACAUCUGACCGUCACAUGG